AUAAAUCCUCUCAUCGAACGCGAGAGGUAUUUGCGCGAAUUCGGAUAAUAACAAUGAGUGUAAUUAUUUAACGUUUUAUAGUUUCGCUGCCUCAUGCAGUAGUCUGUUGGGAAUGCUAUUUGCAUGUGGGCAUUUUAAAAUGAUCAGUGACGUUGUGAAAUUGAUGUGGAUAUUGUGGAAGCCGGAAGAUUGUUCGGAGAAAAUGAACCGGACAUCGGUUACCACGUCCACGUUCCUUACUUCAACGUAAGUCUUUUAUUAUUAAUUCCUAAAGUAACAUAAGAAAUAAUUUUAUAAUGCCAUGGGUUUCCCCAUUAACCUUUAUCUUGUCUCUCGUUCAGUCUUUCUCAAUGUUUCUCUCGAAAGCGGAAAGCGUCGAAAGAGCUUUUCCCUCAACAGACAGUCACCGCCCGCAUUACGACAUUCCAACAGCGAAGAAGUAGAAGAAACGUUGAGGAAUGACGCAGCCCACAGUUCAGCAGCAGCCUCUAAUUACACAAACUGUGAGGAGAUGCGUGAUAUUGAGGAAGUAUCAACUGAAGAGGUACAACACAGCCGUUUCCAUGCCAAGCCCUUCGACAUCCAUUUCUUGCUCGAAAGCUAUCCCGUAGUGUAACAGUAAGGGUGGCGGGCACGAACAGUCAGAUUUCUAUGGGGAAGACAAACGCGACGAAAAGGAAGAGGAGGACGUCGUAGGAGAAGGAGGGGAACAAUCGAGCGUAUCGGAAACUUCCGUAGUUAGAGCUA
Harpegnathos saltator (Jerdon's jumping ant) is the source of this 747-nucleotide messenger RNA. RefSeq lists its product as uncharacterized. The transcript is spliced from 2 exons. The coding region runs from base 302 to 616 and encodes 104 amino acids. The record is from RefSeq and is a predicted model, not a curated record. Lineage: Eukaryota; Metazoa; Arthropoda; Insecta; Hymenoptera; Formicidae.